AUGUCGACGCCUUCGACCUUGCCUCCCCACCACCACAACUACGGAUACCCCCAUCAUCAAAACUAUCAAUCCAACACCAACACUUAUCGAGCGAAUAAUACUCUCUUGAACGGCGGCAGCCGGUUGGGGGCAUCAUACGCCUUUCCGACUCCCUCGAGUAACGGCACAUCAGUAAACAACGUCGGUGUCCUCGACCCCUCCUUUCCCAGUCAGAACACGGCACAGUCUCCCCAAAGAGUCGAGAAAAAGCCCGCAGUCAUGCCUACCUCUGGCUCUGCUGCCUCCAAACAGAACCUCAAAAAGAGACAGCGGUCGCGCGAGCCGAGAGGUCCAGAUUGGAAAAAGUUCUACGAAAAUGGCCUUCCAUCCGAGGUGAUCGUCAUCGACGACACUCCCAGCCCCGAACCUUCCGGGCCCAUACUGGCAAGUACCCAAGCAGCUCGCUCGGUGGCCGCGGCAAGUAAUAGACACACGAACAAGAAGAGGAAGGUUGAUGAUGUCGCUCCCUACGAUCCUGUAUACCAUCUCGAGCCCCCAUACCCGAACAAUGCCAGUCCCGAUUACAAGAUUUCAUCGACGGGAUCUGCUUCCACCGAUCGGACAACCUCUGCCAUACACACCACUGCUGCUACCUCCCUAGGCUCUCACUCAUCCAAUGGACAGAACGGCUACGAAGUGGCUGCGCAGACCGGUACAAAGAGGAAGAGGCAGGCAACACGGCUUCAGACCAGCAACGAGGCCAAGAGAAAAGAAUUAGAGGUCAACGGCGAUGCCUUCAUGAACUACAAACCCCCACCUAAGCCACCAAUCAAGGCUCCGGAUGUCAUCGUGAAGCAAGUUGCCGAUAAUUCGUAUACCAAGAACACCAAGGUUGACGACGAUGACGGCCACUAUAUCGUGGUUCCCGAUACCGACUUGACUGAUCGAUACCAAGUUCAUAAACUUCUCGGCCAAGGAACAUUCGGCAAGGUCGUCCAGGCUACAGACCGUGUAAGCAAGAAACCAGUGGCCAUCAAGAUCAUCCGCUCGGUCCAAAAGUACCGGGAUGCUUCGAGAAUAGAACUCCGAGUCCUGGCAACUCUCAAGGCGAACGAUAAGGAGAACCGAAACCGAUGCAUACAUCUCAGGGAUUGCUUUGACUAUCGUGGCCAUAUCUGCAUUGUCAUGGACUUACUCGGCCAGAGUGUGUUUGACUUCUUGAAAGGAAACUCCUUUGUUCCGUUCCCAAACAGCCAGAUCCAGAGCUUCGCGAGACAGCUCUUUACCAGUGUUGCUUUCUUGCAUGAUCUCAACCUGAUCCAUACUGAUUUGAAGCCGGAAAACAUUCUUCUCUGCGAUAGCGCAUACCAAGCUUUCACCUACAGCCGCAAGAUCCCAUCCUCCUCAACUACAAUCAACCGCCAGGCUAUGCAACGGAAGGUCCUUCUCGAUACCGAGAUUCGCCUGAUCGAUUUCGGCUCCGCCACCUUCCAAGAUGAGUACCAUUCAUCAGUUGUCUCAACUCGCCACUAUCGGGCACCUGAGAUCAUUCUCGGGCUAGGUUGGUCCUUUCCCUGCGAUAUCUGGAGUAUCGGCUGUAUUCUAGUUGAAUUCUUCACCGGUGACGCUUUGUUUCAAACGCAUGACAAUUUGGAACACCUGGCCAUGAUGGAGAGCGUCUGUGGUCGGAAACUCGACAAUCAUCUUAUCCACUCCGUCCACGCGUUGGCGAAGCGGAGCGGAGGAAACCCUGCUUCGAAAUUCUUCAAGCGCCUGAAGCUUGACUACCCACAAACCGAUACCACCAGGGCCUCGAGAAAGUUUGUCAAGGCUAUGAAGCAUUUGAACGAAAUCAUUCCCGAUACCAGCAAGUUCUGUAGGAACUUCCUGGAUCUGCUUGAGAAGAUCUUUGUAUACGAUCCAGCAGAACGAAUCACGGCCAAGCAAGCUCUUCAACACCCAUGGUUCAAAGAGGGAGCUGCACCAGACGAUGGCACCGAAGCCGCCAAGAUCCGAGUUAAUAGGCUUCAAUCUCAAGUUGCCGCGAAUGCCGCUAUGCAGACAGCUGCACCCCCACGACAUCACGCAUACCAUUGA
Molecule: messenger RNA, 2076 nt
Organism: Drepanopeziza brunnea f. sp. 'multigermtubi' MB_m1
Lineage: Eukaryota; Fungi; Ascomycota; Leotiomycetes; Helotiales; Drepanopezizaceae
Source: RefSeq, a predicted model, not a curated record